Molecule: messenger RNA, 2139 nt
Organism: Plasmodium malariae
Lineage: Eukaryota; Apicomplexa; Aconoidasida; Haemosporida; Plasmodiidae
Product: MtN3-like protein, putative
Exons: 1
Coding region: 1-2139 (712 amino acids)
Biological process (GO): carbohydrate transport
Cellular component (GO): membrane
Molecular function (GO): sugar transmembrane transporter activity
Source: RefSeq, a predicted model, not a curated record
AUGGGUAUUAUGAAAAGGAUAUUAUUACAAAUUGUCAUAGUGUUUUUGCUUUGCUGUUAUGUGAAAGUAUCUUGUGAAGGGGUUACUAGUACAAAAAACAUUUUAAAUGUUGGAGGAAAGGAAAAUAAGAAUGUAGAACAUCGUUCAAAUUUUAAGGGUGAAGUUUUGAAAAAUGAUGAACAGGGAGUAGAAAAAAGGGAUACCCCCGAAAGUAAAGAAGUGAAAAAAGAAGAGGUACAGGGGAAUGAAAAAAAAAUAGAGGAAACGGAUAAUUCUAGGGAAUAUAGCAAUAAAGUAAGCAUGGGGGGAAACGUAGGAAGUGAAAGUAGUAGUAGUAGUGCAAGUGGAAGUAGUAGUAGUGGAAUCGGAAGUAGUAGUAGUGGAAUCGGCAGUAGUAGUAGUGGAAUCGGAAGUAGUAGUAGUGGAAUCGGCAGUAGUAGUAGUGGUAGUAGUCUUCCCCACACAUCCUUUUUAGAAAAUAAUACGGAAAAAUCAUCAAAUAACAAAGAAAAUGCAAACAAUAAAGGGGAUGGAGGCGAUAAUAAGGCAACGAAUGGUUCUUCCCGUGAAAAUGUAGCAGCAUCGGUGGGAUCAAAGGACGUGGAACAUUCUGUAGUUAAAGAUAUAACACCGAAAAAGGAAGAAAUAAAAGAAGAAACAAAAAAAAAGGCAGAUAACCCAAGUGGACAAAGUAGUGAAAAUAUGUCACAGAGUAAUGGCGUCGUAGGCAAUAAUAGCAGCAGUGGAAACAGCGGAGUUGGCAUAAGUAAUGACAACAGUAAUAACAGCAAUAGUAACAACAAUAGUAACAGCAAUAGUAACAGCAAUAGUAACAGCAAUAGUAACAGCAAUAGUAACAGCAAUAGUAACAGCAAUAGUAACAGCAAUAGCAACAACAACAGCAGCAACAACAACAGCAGCAACAGCAGCAACAACAGCAGCAACAACAGCAGCAACAGCAGCAGUGGAGGCGGAGCGCCGAAUGAAUACAUCGAUUUGACGAGUAAAAAAAUAUACGACGAAAUGAACAACAAGAACGAGGAGCAGAAGAGCUCAGGAUUAAAUUUUUUGAAAAUAUUAUCAAUAGCGUCAUCUAUAUUUAUGCAGCUUAUAUUAUUUCCAUCCAUAUAUAAGAUAAUAAAAAAAAGAACAACAGAUGAAUUGGACGGAUUGCCAUAUGUGGUUUUAUUAUUUUCUUCCUUUUUAUGGUUAGUAUAUGGAAUGUUAUUGAAUAAUUCGGCAAUAGUUUUUCCUAAUUUAGUUGGACUAAUAUUAGGUAUAUUUUAUUCUGUUAUAUAUCAUAAGAAUUGUAAAAAUAUGUGGUUAAAGCAGAAAUUAUAUUCAUACUAUAAGACGUGCGGGUUUAUAUGUUUUUUAUUGUAUGCAUUUUUAUAUGUAUUAACAUUUGAACAGUAUGAAAUAUUUGUUGGUUUCAUAGCUUUUGUUUCAAGUAUUAUUAAUUUUGGAGCACCUUUAUCAUAUAUACAAAUUGUUAUAAAAAAAAAAAAUUCAUCAUUAAUUCCAGUGGAAAUAGCUAUAGGCAGUUUAGUUUGCUCCUUUUUAUGGCUAACGUAUGGUUUUACAUUAAAAGAUGGGUUUUUGAUUAUACCAAAUUUAUGUGGUUUUAUAUUAAGUUUAUUGCAAGUCCUUUUAAUUUUAUUAUAUUCAAAUAAGGAUACGUUAAGUUACAAUGAUACGGAAAUUGCAUAUAAUGAAAGGAAUAAUAAAUAUAUGAUUCCUGAAAAUAAUUUAUUUUUUAAUGAAUUCCAUAUAGAAACUGCAAAUAAAAUAAGUGAAGUUUCAACAAGUGUUAAUAAUUCUCUUUUUGAUUUUUCUUAUGAUGAAACGUCUCCCCUAACUGGAAGUAAUAGAAAUGCCAACAAUAUUGGUGUUAAUAAUAUAAAUAAUAAAAAUAACAUGAAUAAUGUAAGUAAUAUAAAUAAUAUAAAUAAUAUAAAUAAUAUGAAUAAUAUAAAUAAUAUGAAUAAUAUAAAUAAUAUGAAUAAUAUAAAUAAUAUAAAUAAUAAUAUUAAUAAUAAUAGUAAUAAUUCGAGGUAUUUUAACCAUUCAAAUGCUCAAAGACAAAAAUACCUGACCCUUUCAGAAAAUUCGGACCAAAACGAUAUACUGACCUUCUAA